GACGAGCUUUCCUUCCGCAAGGGCGACAUCAUGACGGUGCUGGAGCGCAACACGCAAGGGCUGGAUGGCUGGUGGCUCUGCUCGCUCCACGGGCGGCAGGGUAUCGUCCCCGGUAACCGCCUCAAGAUCCUGGUGGGAAUGUACGACAAGAAGCAGCAGCAGCAGCAGCAAGCGCCUGGCCCUGCGCAGGGACAGGCACCACCACAGCCGUCAGUGUCCCAGUUGUCUCUGCCUUACCACCAUCAAGGGGGCUUCACCCCACUGUCACCUGCCUCACAGUACACACCCAUGCACCCUGCUUAUGCCCCUCAAGGGGACAAUGUCUACCUGAUGCCAGUCCCCAGCAAGGGACAGCAGGGCCUGUACCCAGGCUCAGCACCCACUGGACAGUUUCCACCUGCCCCACCUAAGCAGCCACCUGCCUACCAGCAGCCCCCUGCCUACCAGAAGCAGACACCUCCCCAUGCCUUCCCCAGCCCUGGCCAGGAGAUCUACCAGGUGCCCCCCUCACUGGGCCAAGCAGCAGAGGCGUACCCUGGGGGCUCUGCCAGCCCCCCCCAGGACGUCUACCAGGUUCCCCCCUCGGCCAGUCAGGCUCAAGACAUCUAUCAGGUGCCCCCGUCGUUGGACAUGAGGAGCUGGGAAGGGCACAAGGCCCAAGGAAAGGUGCUGGUGCCCACCCGUGUGGGGCAGGUGUACGUCUACGACUCCCCAAAGAGCGAGCAGGAUGAGUACGAUUUCCCUCGUCACCUCCUCUCCGCAGGCUCCCAGGAGAUCUACGAUGUGCCGCCUGUCCGAGGGGGUGUCCCGAGCCAGUUCAGCCAGGAGGUCUAUGACACCCCACCUAUGGCAGUGAAGGGUCAUAGUGGGCAGGACCCAGUGCAGGAGAUCUAUGAUGUGCCCCCCAGCGUGGAGAAGAACCUGCACCAAACUGUGUACGAUGUACCCCCCUCUGUGAGCAAGGACGUGCCUGAUGGCCCAGCACGGGAGGAGACCUAUGAUGUGCCCCCUGCCUUUGCCAAGCAGAAGGCCUUUGAUCCCUCCCGCCACCCUCUCCUGGCCCAGCAGGAGCCCUAUUUGCCAGAGGAUGUCUAUGAUGUGCCACCGGUGGCUGGGAAAGGUGCCCCCGCCAAAAUCUACGACGGUCCCCCCAGCCUUAAGAAGCUGGGGGGGUCAGCCUUCUCCUCCCAGGAGGUGUAUGACGUGCCCCGGGACCUGCAUGCCCCGGGCAAGGGCUCCCAGGACACAGAGGGCGAGUACAUCUAUGAUGUCCCACCACAAGUGGACCGUGAGGCCAAGGGUGCCGAUGCCAAGCGCCUCUCAGCCUCCAGCACAGGCAGCACCCGCAGCAACAUCUCCACAUCCUCACUGGAUGUGGUGCCCAUGAAGGAGCCGGCCAAGGGAGCCGGCAAGGAGUUCUCCCUGGACUUGGAUGCCGCCAUGGAGACACUGGCCAAGCUCCAGCACGGUGUUGGCGGCGCCGUCUCCUACCUCAUGUCCUUCAUCAGUGCCAACUGGCGCAGCCCUGAGCACAUGGAGGCCAAUGCCACCAGCAUCCGUGGGGCAGCUGAGGGUGUCCGGACAGCCCUCCGGGACCUGCUGGAAUUUGCCCGGGGGGCGGUGGGCAACGCUGCCCAGGCCUCUGACCGGUCCCUCUACACUAAGCUCAGCAAGCAGCUGCAGAAGAUGGAGGAGGUGUACCAGGCCCUGGCACAGCACGGCCAAGCGCUGGACGCUUGCCACUGGGCCCCAAGUGCCCUGGCUGGUGGCAAGUCGGGCACGGAUGACUUGGAGCACUUUGUCAUGCACUCACGUGGUAUUCCCGAUGACACCAAGCAGUUGGCCUCCUUCCUGCAUGGCAACGCCUCCCUCCUCUUCAAACGGACAAAGCCAGCAGCGGAGAGUGGUGGCCAUGGGCCCCCUCACCCCUCUGACAAGGCCAGCAGCAUCCAGUCACGGCCCCUGCCCUCCCCACCCAAACUGCUGGCCCAGGAGUCGCCCGACGGGCCCUAUGAGAACAGCGAGAGCGGCUGGAUGGAGGAUUACGACUAUGUCCAUCUCCAGGGCAAGGAGGAGUUUGAGAAGACCCAGAAAGAGCUGCUGGAGAAAGGCAACAUCAUCCGGCAAAGCAAGGACCAGCUGGAGCACCAACAGCUGAAGCAGUUUGAGCGGCUGGAGCAGGAGGUAACACGCCCCAUUGACAACGACCUGUCCAACUGGAGCCCUCCCCAGCACUAUGGCCCAGCACGGGGUGCCCUGUGUCCUGCUGACCGCCAGCUGCUCCUCUUCUACCUGGAGCAGUGCGAGGCCAACCUCACCACGCUCACCAACGCCGUUGAUGCCUUCUUCACUGCUGUCAGCACCAACCAACCUCCCAAGAUCUUUGUGGCCCACAGCAAGUUCAUCAUCCUCAGCGCCCACAAGCUUGUCUUCAUUGGGGAUACCCUGUCCCGCCAGGCCAAGGCCCAGGACGUCCAGCACAAGGUGAUGCACUACAGCAACCUCCUCUGUGAGAUGCUCAAAGAGAUCGUGGUGACCACCAAGGCAGCUGCCCUCCACUACCCUUCUCCCGCUGCCUCUAAGGACAUGGUGGAGCGUGUCAAGGACCUUGCCAAUAGCACGCAGCAGUUCAGGAUGGUGCUGGGCCAGCUGGCAGCCAUGUGA
This is a messenger RNA of Nestor notabilis (Kea), 2664 nucleotides long. Its product is annotated as breast cancer anti-estrogen resistance protein 1-like. Gene Ontology annotation, cellular component: focal adhesion; cytoplasm; plasma membrane. Lineage: Eukaryota; Metazoa; Chordata; Aves; Psittaciformes; Psittacidae. Gene Ontology annotation, biological process: cell migration; cell surface receptor protein tyrosine kinase signaling pathway. Gene Ontology annotation, molecular function: protein binding. The record is from RefSeq and is a predicted model, not a curated record.